Messenger RNA from Porites lobata, 2978 nucleotides. NCBI's taxonomy places the organism in Eukaryota, Metazoa, Cnidaria, Anthozoa, Scleractinia, Poritidae. The record is from the annotation of a GenBank genome assembly.
AUGGCAAUCUGCAUUUCUGCCUUUCUCAGUGUGUUGCUCUGCGCUUUUAUAAUCGUUGGAUUUGGUCAAGAAGAACAGGAAUCUACGCACCCGCUUAUUAUUGUUUCGAUGGACGGGAUGCGAUGGCAGUUUAUAGAGAACCGAUAUGCUAACACACCCAAUCUCGACUUCCUUGCCCAAAAUGGAGUGACAUCCAAAUAUCUUAAAACCGUGGUACCCAGUAAAACUUGGCCAAAUCACCAUAGCUACCUAACGGGCUUGUAUCCAGAGAAUCAUGGAAUCGUGUCGAACAUGUUCUGGGAUCCAGUCUAUCAAGAAAAGUUUGUUCUGGUAAGUAUGCAAUCUUAGUCUCAGCUCCAAGUUCUCGUUUUAAUUUUGUUGUUAGCCUUUCAUUUAUUUGCAGUCUAUUCGUAACUAAGGCUCCGAAUAAAAUUGACGAAAGUCGCAGAGAAAAUUCGUCACUCGUUCAACAGCAAGUGACUGGGAAGAUAGCUCCAAAAUAUUUGUCUUCCACGGUAGAAUGAUAAACUGCGCGUGAUGUUUUGCAAGCUCCGUAGAAAUAAUUAUAAUAACAUAAAUUAUGUAUAUUCCUCGUUUCCCGCCUAGAAGGCGGGUACCGCUCCAAAGCAAUCAGUACAGGCCAGCCCAAAUACGUAAGCAAUCUUCACUCAUGCAAACCUAAGCCUUAAAUUUAUAAAUAACAACAAAAGAGAAGCCAGUUCUUUGGUAGUAUAAAUAUGUACAUUUUUCACUAUCGCAUAUCUACUUCACCAAGAAGCAGUCCUAUUAACACUGUCAUGGGUCGAUCGAGUGGCUUUUGUUCCUUUCGGUAACUCUGAGCGCAAGUGUUCGUUUUAUGGUCUGUCAGCAGUAGUUAACGUUGUGUCAUUUACUGUGGUUCUAAAAAUUUCAGCCUGGGGGAAAUUACAAGAUGUGAUCAUUGAAACCGAUUGAUAGCCAGCCUAUACUUAGGGUUGACGUCAUCUAAAGGGACGGAGAGCGAUUUCUGCAUCAGGCCCUGGGAACAGGUUAAGUUUGAGCCAGUGACGUCACAAACUUGCUCUGAACAUGCGUAUUGAGAUCUCUUUCGCGCCAACUACAAUUCCCCACAUUCCAUCCCUACCUCCUGAAAGUGGCUAAAGAAGACUUCCUCAAAUAACUUCAGCAAUACUUUUGUUUAAAUACUUUGAGUAUUUUUUACCGGUUUUUCUCCAAAAGUUAUUUGUACAUUCCCUGUAUUUUCCCCUCUUUCCAAUCAUUGACAGUAAAAAGACUGAUAUUUACCACUCUUUUUGUAUAGGAUUAUGAUUGUAGUAAUUAUGAUCCAAAGUUCUACAACGCUUCUCAGCCUCUUUGGUUAACCCUUCAAAAAAGUGGCGGUAGAAGUGGAGUGUAUUUUUGGCCUGGAUUCGGAGGAUAUCCAGAGAAGCCCACUUACUACGAAAAACCAAUAUGUCACGUCAAUUGCAGUGCGAUAGACUCCAAAGAUCUACCGAAAAUGCGGAAUACAACCAACAAUGGAUUCCCCCCAUAUUCUCAUUGUCAAGUCAAUCAUAGUGAACCAACACAGAUGAGAAUUGACAAGAUCAUGAACUGGCUCAAGGCUGAUAAACCUCCACAGUUUGUAGCCCUUUAUGUUGAAAAUCCAGACGCUACAGGCCACAGGUUUGUAAUAAACAAGCUGUAAUGAUGACUGAUAACAUGAUGAAGUUCGUGUGCAAACCUUCCGAAAACAGCUGCCAACUUUUCAAAAGUAGAUUUCGUUUGAAUAAUUUUGAGUGUUUUAAACUCAACAAUAAAUCAAUCCACCUACUGAUUGAACCUGCAUUCUAAACAAAGUGUGCGUCAGUGUAAAGGAAGGGAAAUCCUCAGCAAAGAUUAGCCCUCAGUUAGACGCAAGGUUUCUUUGGGCUUUCCUGCUAUUUUCUCAUGAACAGUUGUAAUUUAUUAUAGUGUAACAUUACAAGUGGAAAAAGCUCACAUGGCCAAAUUUGAAAAACGAUGCGCCCCAAUGAAAAAUAAUUGGAACUUUCUAAGUAGCCUUUUUAUUUUAUGGUUAUUAUUUUUUGCUACGGGUUGGGGGGGGGGGGGCACCAGUCAUUUUCCCCCUUGUUUCGAUUUCAUUCCCUUUAGCUCUCUGUCAUACUCCUCGUACUUCUUUCAAGAUGAUUCAUUGAUCCAUGCCUCAUAUCUUUUCUUGAAAUAAGGAAAGGAUCUGAGUGACGAUAAUUUAUGCUUUUUCAUUUUAUAGCUAUGGAAUCUUAGAGCCCCAGUAUAAGCAAGCUAUGGAGGCUGUUGACCGUGAUACUGUUGGGUACCUGAUUGAGAGCCUCAAGAAGGCAAAUCUCUUCGAACAGGUCAACCUUAUCUUUGUAUCCGAUCACAGUAUGACAAAUACCUCAUCUACCCGGCAAAUUUUCCUCGAAGAAUAUAUCAACCCGGAUGAUUUCCAGCUUGUGGAGGGAGGGCCUGUUGGACAUCUUUGGGCGGAUGCAGCUAAGAUUGACGAAAUAUACCGAAAUCUUACCAACGCAAAUAACCCACACAUGUCUGUAUACAAGAAAGAGAACAUUCCGGAUGAGUACCACUGGAAACAUAAUCGGAGAAUACCGCCAAUUUACAUUGACCCAGAAGUCGGGUGGGUAGUGCGAAAGACGAAAGCAGGAUCCCGCCAGGGUAGUUGGACAGUGGGAGAUCAUGGUUGGCCUGCGGUUAAGUCCAAGAGCUAUUCUGUGUUCUUUGCGCAUGGCCCUGCCUUUAAAAAGGGCCUCAAGGUGCCCCCUUUUAACACUGUUGAUCUGUACCCGUUGAUGUGUAAGCUGUUGGGAAUACAGGCUCUUCCAAACAAUGGCUCUCUGGAAAAUGUUCAAAUGAUGCUGAAAGAAUUGGCACCUCCUACUGCUAAAGGCCAGGCUUUUACAAGGAAAUCGUGUGCUCUCGUUGUUUUUAUCUUGAUUUCCAUGACAGUUUUUGUUUGA